AUGGACGCUCUCUCGCCACGAUCAACAAAUCAGAUGAUUAAGCCCAAAGUCGUUAUGGACCAGAAAAUCGUGAACAAACCCGCCGCCGCUGCCGGUCAGAAGGCCUCCUCCAAAAACCAUGCCGACCCGCCACCGCCACUAGUCCCAGAACCGGCAGAUGGUGGAGAGCGAUAUGCCAUUGGCGCAUUCUUGGGGAAAGGAGGAUUUGCCGUAUGUUACGAAGGAACACUAGCACGGAAUGGUCGUGUGUAUGCGAUGAAAGUCGUGAAGUCUCAGAUGCCGCAAAAGAAAAUGGAAGAAAAGUUCCGCACCGAGUUACAAAUUCAUUCCAAAAUGCGUCACCCAUUUAUUGUUCAAUUCUACAGGGCCUUUGCAUUCGAGCAAAGUACAUAUGUGGUACUGGAGUUAUGUCCAAAUGGGUCAGUGAUGGAUAUGGUACGCAAACGACGAUACCUAACAUUGCCCGAAGUGAGACGGUUCAUGAUUCAACUUUGCGCCGCCAUGAAGUAUCUACACAAGAGAUUUGUUGCGCAUCGUGAUUUGAAGAUGGGCAAUCUCUUUCUCGACCACAAUAUGAACAUUAAGGUCGGAGACUUCGGCCUUGCUGCCAUGAUUCUCUCAGAUAAGGAUGCGAAAAGGCGAAACACGUUGUGUGGAACACCAAAUUACAUUGCACCAGAGGUCCUGGACAAGAGCAAGGGUGGUCACACGCAGAAGGUGGACAUCUGGUCCCUUGGUGUUAUCUGCUUUGCCAUGUUGACUGGAUACCCACCGUUUCAAUCCAAAACACAAGAGGAGAUCUACAAGAAAGUUCGCAAUCUAGCCUAUGUGUGGCCGAAAGACUCAGAGAACAACAACCACAUUCCCGAACAGGCAAAGGAUUUGGUCAGCGCCUGCUUGAACCUCGUCGAUGAGGAACGUCCAGACCCAGAUGACAUUGUUGAGCACCCAUUUUUCAACAUGUACGACGGCUGCAUUCCCCGCCAAUUGGAUCCCGCCUGUCGAUUCAACAAGCCAAUUUGGUUAAAGGAACAGGCUCCGCGAGGUGACGUAAUGAUCAGUGGUUAUGGUUUAGACUCCGAUGAGAUACUGCGUGGGUAUGUAUACCAGGUGGACGAUCCGAGCCAACGCUACCACUCCUGCAAAGCAGCCUUCUACUCCCUCUGCGGUGUUGGACGGAAACCAGAUGGAACUGCUCGCAAGUCUGUAGGACGAAACUGUGCGAAAUCGGCCUACUCUGAGUGCGAGACCGAAGAUGCCAGAGGCCUCCGUCCUACGGUCCCUCUUCCCAUGGAUUUCGUAUAUCAAUGGCCACAUGACUUCGAGGGUGAUUGGUGUCUGAUGGAGACAUCCCGGAAAACGAUCCCCACCGUGGACGGUGCUUCAGACAGUAGUAUCUUAUCGCGCCGAGCUGUAUCGGUUCGCACCAAUACAGCGGCUACCACCCGAACAAAUGCGGCUCUUGCUGCUGCUCAGCAACGCAGAAUGGAAACCCAGAAUCACGCUGCGACACUUCGACAGCAGGGUCGACCUGGCGUGAUAUCUCCUCGCAAAGCCCCGGCAAUGAGCGAGAGCGAGUCAGCGAGAUCUUAUAAGGAGGCUAAAGAGCCCCAACCCGCACCACCCUCGAUUCCCGAUGUACCUUCAGGUGGCCUCGCAGAGCGCCCCAUCCGAACUCGACGCAUGGCAUCUGCCUCUCAAGCGCCGACCCGAGAGAUUGAACGGCCGCAGUUAGCCAAAUCUACGAGCAUGCCAUUUGGCCUGACUAUUGGCAAGACUCGGUCUCAAUCUCGAAAGUUGGAGGCUGCUUGUCAAGUGCCAUCCAUGCCGCCUCUCGAACCCAGGCUGGCAAGACCAGAUGAGGGCAGAUUGCUUAGCCGACAAACAUCCUUGCGAUCAGCAUCUCGACCCGAUUUGAAGAUUGCGCCUGACAGAACAGAGCGACCGAAGAUCAUUAGUCCUACCGAAUCGGUAUUCACUUCCAGCACGCAGUCCAAGCCCGUGUCCACAUCUCACGGAAUCGGUCGGACCAACAGCAAGGGAAGCUCUUCAACCAAGGCUCGGUCUAGUCUUGGACUUAGUCCUCUCUUCCACCAGGAAGAUGUUUGCGAGGUUUUGCCUGGCACCUCUUUGAGUGAAGUCAACACAGAUUUGCGUCUUAUGCUGUCGAACCUUGUUAGCCAAUCCACUCGCCGGCGGACUGGUCCUCGAAAGCAGCCCCACGCAUAUGUGAUAAAGUGGGUUGACUACACCAACCGCUAUGGUAUUGGAUAUGUGUUAGAUGAUGGUAGUGUUGGGUGUGUUUUCAAGGGUGAAAAUGGCCAGCCAGCUUCCAGUGUCAUUGUACGAGAUGGCGAAAGACACAUUCGCCGCAAGGCACGCAGUGUCGACAGUGGCGAGGAGAAGGGUAUUCCGUAUUCUGAAGCUGAAUACCUGGUUCCUCGUAACGGAAGCCCGGUCGAGUUUUACGAGAACCGUGAUGACGAUCUGCUUGGUUGUCGUGGAAUCCGGCGAGGAUUCAUCUCUCCAUCUUUGUUUGACGCCAGAACGUCGAGAGUAAUGAGACUACGCGUCAAUGCGGGGAAUGAAGCUGACAAGUCGGAUAUGGAGAAGGUCAAGCGAGUAAAGCUGGUUGACCAGUUUGGAAAGUAUAUGAUUGGAUCCUUGGGUCGCCACGGUGAUGAAGGCACUGAUCAUGUCGCCAGCCACACCAGUGGUCAAUUCAUCAAGUUCUACCAGCGGCUGGGAAACGUUGGUAUCUGGGGAUUUGGUGAUGGCGCUUUCCAGUUCAACUUCCCCGAUCAUACCAAGCUUGUCAUUUCCCCGGGUCGGACCCGUAGCUCCUCGCCAUGGAUCGACUUCUACCAUCUUUCACCCUCUGCGGCACGAUAUUUCUCUGCAAAGGGGAAGAUGCAUCCAUCUGGAUUUGAUACCCGUGCUGUCGCAUCGGAUGAAGCGGCGACGUUCCUGAGCAUCGUCAACGGAGAAUCUCUCAACUCUAUCGAAGACCGCAUUCGUGAGAUCUUGGAUGCCAACUCCUUCCUUCAAAAAGUCACCUUCAUUAAGGAUGUCUUGAAAGUCUGGAUUAAGCAUGGACGCCUCGGCGGUCGUCCGAUGUCCAGAUCAGCUCCAGGUGAUGUGCCUCCAGAGAUGUUCUGGCAGGGCACUCAAGAACGAUCGCAAAGUGGAAGCGCUGGGACCAAAUUUGUCUGGGUUACCGUUGGAGCCCCCGAUGGCGAUGGGGAGUAUCGUUCGGUGGUGCUCAAGGAGGGUGACAAAGAGAAGGAGAAGCGGGCGGCUAUGGAUGUAGACAAGGAAGUGGAUAUGUUGAAGGAACGACUCCGCGCUAUGGGUCGUUGA
Messenger RNA from Penicillium longicatenatum, 3360 nucleotides. RefSeq names its product CDC5/polo family serine/threonine-protein kinase. Gene Ontology annotation, cellular component: centrosome; spindle pole; cytoplasm. Gene Ontology annotation, biological process: regulation of cytokinesis; regulation of protein localization to mitotic spindle pole body; protein phosphorylation. The transcript has 2 exons. Bases 1 to 3360 code for a protein of 1119 amino acids. Gene Ontology annotation, molecular function: ATP binding; protein kinase activity; protein binding. NCBI's taxonomy places the organism in Eukaryota, Fungi, Ascomycota, Eurotiomycetes, Eurotiales, Aspergillaceae. The record is from RefSeq and is a predicted model, not a curated record.